This is a messenger RNA of Acaromyces ingoldii, 291 nucleotides long. RefSeq lists its product as hypothetical. Lineage: Eukaryota; Fungi; Basidiomycota; Exobasidiomycetes; Exobasidiales; Cryptobasidiaceae. The record is from RefSeq and is a predicted model, not a curated record. The transcript has 2 exons. The annotation marks the transcript as partial.
GGGCCCACGGCCGAAAAUCCAGGCAACGUUCAUCCAGCGGUGGACCCAAAGAGCGACCCCAACCCGCCCAAGCAAGAAGGCAGAUCGAUCUUCAACUCGAUUGAGAACCCCUACGCGCUGCGCGAGGCCAUGACGAAGCUUGAGUCAUCCCUCGAUGAGAUCAUCUCCCUCUUCCAGGGAGAGGGCGACACGCUGGGCAAGGAUGGAGGCUUCACAAAGGGAAAGGAAGCCAUUACCAAGUUCAAGAACUGGAAGGAAGAGCUGGAGCAGAUCAAAAGGGGACAAGAGUGA